CAAACACCAACCGCGCAAAUACUUUAUUUUUUUACAACUUUUAUUUUGAAAGAAAAGAAAAAAAAAAUAAACAAAAUCCCGAACUUUUUCCCGGAAGUGAAAUCAAGUUUAUUUCCUAUUGUUGACGCCAGUCUGGCGGAACUCCGCGUACACAUCUGCUUCUUUACAUUGUCCGGGUUUUUAUUUGUUUUUAAUAAUGAGUUUUAAACGCGCUCGGUUUGUCGCAUCGUUUAUUUAUUUCUAUUUUUAAUUUUCCCGCUCGUUUAUUUCUUUGUUUGAGCUUUUUUUUUUUUAAAUAAAUAAAUAAAUAAAAGAAAGAAAGAAAGAAAGGAUUUUUGUUAUCGUUGCCGGAACGAAGGAGUGAGUGUUUUCUUUCCCGUCGUCAUGGCCGAGCCGCGGUGUUUCCAGACGCAGCUGAACUCCAUCAUGGAGAUCAUGAGUCGGGCGCUCGUGCGGCAGAUCUGUAAGCUCGUGGACAGCGACCUGGCGACGCUGCGGCUCGAGCUGGAGCGCGCGAUGCGCGACAACGCGGCGCUCGCGGACAAGACGCGCGCGCUCGAGGGCGAAGUGGCGGCGCUGCGGGGCGCGGGGGCGCGUGCGACGCGCGCGCCCCGCACGAGCUGCCGGUCGGUGUGCGUCCAGACGACGGAAGACGCUCCACCAUCCAUUAACGGCAUCUUCGGGAAGGAGUGGUGCUCCAGCCUAUGGGACGGGAGGCCCAGGACUGAACAGGAGGUGGUGGAGGUGGAACUGGACAUAUCUGAGGUUGAAAACGAUGAAGAGAGGAACGUGCGCUCCAUCAAAGAGGAGGUUUCUGACCAGGAAAUCUGCAUCAUCAGUCCAACAUCACGGAGCAGAAAAAAGACGUCAUCAGAUCCUCACAACGUUCCGGAAGACGUAACCGACGAUGACGACAUCCACUUCAUAUCGGCAGGAUUUCCAGAGACCUCGGACGUCGACGUCAUGGCACCAGAUUCCCCAGGAGCCGCAGCGACCAAGCUCAUAUCUAUGGACGGCACUGUUCAGCAUGUCAUCGUGUCAGGCGACGAUGACGACGACGAUGAAGAUGAUGAUGAGGGUGGUGGGGAUGGUGACGAUGAGAACAAUGACAUUAAUGAAGAAGAUCAGCUGGGGUUUGAGCAGCACUGCAUGCCCAUUGAGUUUAUGGAGGGUGACCGGGGCGAAGCUGCGGCGUAUGAGAGGCAGAGCGAGGUGGAGAAGGACGUGGAGCGGGACGUUCUAACCGACCCGGAGUGUAUGUCCAGCUCGGGUGGAGGCAGCACUCACAUUUUUAAUUACUUUGACAGAUUUAAUAUACAUCACCGGGCCGGUCCGGGCAACGACUCGGGCAAGACGGACUUCACGUGUCCCGAAUGCGGUAAGACGUUCCUGCGCCGGAAUGGCCUCACGCUGCACAUGAAAAGCCACCAAAAGCACAACGCGCACACGUGCCGCGUCUGCAAGGUGAUUUUCCCUCAAAAGAACCUCCUCCGGACGCACAAGUGUCUGCCUCCGGAAAAAAUGUCGCCCAAAACAGCGGACAUGCGCUUCCGCUGCGAGGUGUGCAGCAAGUUCUUCCACUCCAAAGCCAAUCUGAAGGUUCACUACGCCGUGCACACGGGCGAACGUCCUCACACGUGCAGCUUCUGCGGAAGAGGGUUCUCGCAGAAAGGCAACCUCACCACUCACGAGCGCAUCCACAAGGGAGAGCGGCCAUACGUGUGCACCCUCUGCGGCAAAAGCUUCACCCAGAAAGGAAACCUGACUCACCACCUGGCUAUUCAUAGCAAGAUGAACGGCAGGAUGAGAAAUGCUGUGGAAAAAUGGCAGUGACAUUAUUAUUAUUUUUGUUUUUUGUUUUUUUUCACGCAGGUUUCAUCUCGGGAAUGAAUUUUUUUUUUAACAGAUUUUAAAAAUCAGUUCCUGUUUCUCUGUCAGUCUUGUGCGUUUUUUUUACUUUUUUCAUGAAAAUCUUACAAGAAACAAAGAACAUGAAGUGAGAAUUUGAUGUAACUAAUGCCUGAGCCACACUAAAAUGGAAUCAAAUGGUCUUAAACAAUUGUGGGUGUGGAGGGUGUGUGUGUGUGUCUUUGAAAGAUGAAUUGUGCUGCUUUGAAAAAGAAAACACACUUCCUGACAUUCCGGCUUUGGCUUCUUGAACAAUCCUGCCUAUUAUGUCACGUUUUAAAAGCAAGCCUGUGAUUGGUGCACUCGAGUUCAUCACGAACGCACCAUCUGCACACUAAACACUCCCACUCGAGGGUAAGUACAAUGUUUAGUAAGGUGGUUUUUAUCUUCGCACGAUCCUCCGAUAUUGUCUACAUAGUUGCAGUUGUAUUAGGUCAGCCCCGCCUCUCCAAAAAGAGCCAAUCAGCUUUUUCUCUUAUAAUUCAGCUUUUUUUGUCAUUAAAAAAAGUUUUUGUCUUUCCAUACAUCUAUCGUUACUUAUUUAUAGGUUCCUAACAGUGAUUUCCAAAGCGCUCUCUCAUCCAUCCAGGUUCAUGAUUUUCUUACCGUCUUUUGUUUACUUUAAGAGAAAGGGUUCGUGCCAAGGUGGCCACCGAAUAGAUCUUCUGCUCUCCUCUGUUCUACCACCACCAACCCCCGGCUCAAAAUCAUAAUAUUUACACACCACCAGAUUCCUACUUGAUCACGAAGAAGAUUUUACGCUCUGAGAGUUAGGAUCAUUCCUGAUUCAUGAGCGUAAACUGAAAGAGCGCAGAGUUUUAUUUAAAAACAUUUUAUCUGCAAUUCUUUAUGGCGUUUUUUUGCACUUCUACAGUACUUUCGGGUGGAUUAAAUGGUGUAGUGUGGCCCAGGCAUAAAGCAUUAAUCUCAGCAUUUUGUUUCUAGUUCAGUAUGUCAAUAGUUACUCUCAAACUACAUUUGUAAGGGGAAGAAAAACGUUGCAUUUGCAUCAUUAGUAUGGAUUUUAUGUAUCGACUUCAAAUAUAUGAUGUAUUUUACAAGAA
This is a messenger RNA of Silurus meridionalis, 2972 nucleotides long. Its product is annotated as zinc finger and SCAN domain-containing protein 23-like. Gene Ontology annotation, molecular function: DNA-binding transcription factor activity; RNA polymerase II cis-regulatory region sequence-specific DNA binding. The transcript has 4 exons. Gene Ontology annotation, biological process: regulation of transcription by RNA polymerase II. The coding region runs from base 385 to 1833 and encodes 482 amino acids. Lineage: Eukaryota; Metazoa; Chordata; Actinopteri; Siluriformes; Siluridae. The record is from RefSeq and is a predicted model, not a curated record.